Drosophila guanche is the source of this 3062-nucleotide messenger RNA. RefSeq names its product kinesin-like protein KIF23 (gene pav). Bases 126 to 2783 code for a protein of 885 amino acids. Gene Ontology annotation, cellular component: nucleus; microtubule; kinesin complex. NCBI's taxonomy places the organism in Eukaryota, Metazoa, Arthropoda, Insecta, Diptera, Drosophilidae. The record is from RefSeq and is a predicted model, not a curated record. The transcript has 6 exons. Gene Ontology annotation, molecular function: ATP binding; microtubule motor activity; microtubule binding. Gene Ontology annotation, biological process: microtubule-based movement.
AUACCGACAAAGUAAGCGUGGCGUCGCUUGGCGCUUGAAAUUUGAAGCUAACGAUCGAAAAAAAAACAAAUUUGUGAAAAACACAGAGCGUCGGAGUUAUUUGAGUGAAAUAAAAUUACUUUAAAAUGAAGGCAGUUUCACGAACGCCGAUGCGCGUCGCUAAGACACCUCGAGUGCAUCAAACGACAGAGAAACAACGUCGGGACACGGCGGAAAAGGCAAAGGAUCCGGUAAAUGUGUUCUGUCGCGUCCGCCCGCUCCAAUCGGAUGCGGACCUCACCUCUCUGCGGGUGAAGAACUCCACGACAAUCGCACUGAAUCCGCAGGAUCAGCUGCUGCAGCACCACAAACAGAACGGCGCCCAGCGCGAGAUACAGUACAUAUUCAAGCACGUCUUUCAGUCGGAUGCCACGCAGCAGGAUGUGUUCGCGUCCGUUGCACAGCCACUGGUCGAGAACCUAGUGCGUGGGCGGAACAGUCUGCUGUUUACCUAUGGUGUCACGGGCAGCGGCAAGACGUACACAAUGACUGGCAACCUGAGGCAUCGCGGCAUAAUGCCCCGCUGCCUGGACGUGCUAUUUCGUACCAUAUCCGAUUUUCAGGCAAAGAAAUUUGUCUUCAAGCCGGACAAGCUGAAUGGUUUCGAGAUUCUGUCCGAAGAGGAUGCUCUGCUGGAGAGGCAGCAAGAGAUGAACCUGCGUUUUGCCGGCUCCGGUCGCUUUGCAUAUCGAAACAAGGAUUCGGAUCCGGAGAUAGCCUCGCAAGCGUCGGUGGAGCCAACGCCCCUACUAGGCCUCGACGAGGACAACAUGUAUUCGGUGUUUGUCACCUACAUAGAAAUAUACAACAACAGUGUGUAUGAUCUCCUAGAGGACUCGGGCAUACAGAAGACUUUGCAAAGCAAAAUAAUUCGCGAGGAUGCCCAACACCACAUGUUCGUCCAUGGCGUCACCGAGGUGGAGGUGAAAACGGUGGAGGAUGCCUUAGAUAUCUUUCAAAUGGGACAAAAGAAAAAGCGCAUGGGCCACACGGUCCUGAAUGCUGAGUCCAGUCGCAGCCACUCGGUGUUCAACAUAAGGCUCGUCCAGGCGCCCACCGACAGCCAGGGGGAGAAUGUUGUACAGGACAGGCAUAACAUCACAGUCAGCCAGCUGUCCCUGGUUGAUCUGGCCGGCAGUGAGCGCUCCUCGCGUACCAAGAACACUGGGGAGCGGCUUCGCGAGGCUGGAAACAUCAACAACUCACUGAUGACGCUGCGCAAAUGCCUCGAGUAUCUGCGCGAAAAUCAGCAGGCAACCAGCAAUGGCUUUGCCCCCAAGAAGAUACCAUAUCGCGAAUCGAAGAUCACGCACAUGUUUAAGAAUUACUUUGACGGCGAGGGCCAAGUGUCUAUGAUCGUCUGCAUCAAUCCAAGAAUGGAGGACUAUGACGAGAAUAUGCAAGUUAUGAAGUUUGCAGAGAUGACUCAGGAAGUGCAAAUAGCACGGGCCACGCCUAUGAAAAUGGACUUGGGCCUGACACCAGGCCGCCGCAAGGCCAACAAGCUGUUCAAGAUUGCAGUCAACAAUCUGAACGAGCUGGGCAUUCCCGAGGCCAAGGACCUGGAAGUGGAUGUGGCUUUGGUCUACAGUCUGGGACCCGAUUUUCCCACCUAUCAAAUGGACAGCCCUGAGGCAGAGUUCAAGAUCCAGGAGCUCAUGCAUUACCUGGAGCAGCGCAUUGAGAAGCGCAAGAGACUGCGCGGAAAUUUGGAUAUCAAAUGCGACAAUUUUCGUCAGAUGCUGAUGAACUUGGACCGAGACAACAUGCAGCUGCGCACGGAGCUAGCUUCCCUGAAGGCCGUCUACAAGCAGGAGCGCGACCGCAGCUCGGCCUUGGAAAAGAAGGUGCGAAUUCAUGAGAGCUCCAUCGAUGUGCUGAACAAUACGUUGAGUAAGCGGGACAGGCAGAUCGAGGAGCUGACAUUCAAACUCAAUGAGAAGGAGAACCUCCUUACUCAAAAGGAGCACGAGAAGGAGAAGCAGAAGAAAAAGUUCAGCUCCAAAAUGGCAGUGGAGUCGGAUAAGAACAAGCGGGAACUGGAGAUAAAGCUCCGCCAACAACGGGAGAAACUGCACGAACGUAUGCGCAUUAAGGACGAGAAACUGCGAUUGGUUUCGAAUAUUCUACAGUCUGAGGAUCUGCCGAGCAUGCCUCGUUCGCAGAGCUCGGAGGAUUUGCUCAACGACAAGGAUCGCGGCCCAUUCACUGCUCGAACGGAGUCAUCUGUGCCUGCCACGCGAACAGACAUCUAUGCCACGCCUCGACAUGGCGUGGCAGCUGCCAACAACCGACAUCGACGCUCGCGUUCCGCUGGCGACAAAUGGCUGGAACAUCGUGCAGCCAAUCCCGUGCCACUCGGUACAAUUAUGCAGCCCUUUUUGAAGAAUCGCAAGUCGGUUACCAAGCUGACGGACAUGAAGACGCUGACCGAGCACGGCGCCAACAAAUACUGCCUUGUCUCACAGGAGGCCGACACCGACGGUGAUGUGGAGACGAAGCUGUACAAGGGCAAUGUGAUACCAACAUGUGGCGGCGGUGCACAGGUGGUGUUCAACGACGUGGAGUGCCUCAAGCAGAAGUCACCCGUCCAUUCACCAACGCGAAAGCGUCCCAGCAAUGGCACGAUGUCGGCUAUGGGCGUUAUUAGCGCCCUGCCCAGCACGGUCACCUCCGUCCAGGAUGUUGCCUCGCGUUGCAACCUCGGCAUCGAGGGGCACAGUAGCAAGAAGACAAAGAUCUAAAGCACUGUUCUGUAGUUCAUGAAGUUGAUUUUGCAUUUAGCUUAUUUUUCUAGUUAGCGUAACAUACAAUUAAAGUUGAAUCGUGAAUGAAGUGAUUUGUUUUUUGAAAUGAUUUCCAAGUAAAUAAUCUGUAUAAAAGUUCCACACAUCGAUGAAUUCGUAACCUCGCAACUGAGUAAAGCAUCUCCAACGUCUCCAGAGUGGCCUAUGGCCGUGGGAGGAGUGUGAAACCAACGUCCAUUUAUAGGUUUAUAAUAAAAUAAAUAGUUUUACUGCAAA